AUGGGGCUCCUGAUGGCCAGAAAACAGCUGGGGCCCGAAAGCACUGCUGCUGCGGGCACGGAGGUCGCUGUACCUGUGCAACGAAGCGGGAUUCGAGUCUCGAAACCCAUGAAACGACCACACAUCUCAACUGCCAAGAAGCAGAAAGAUGCCAGCAAACGAGCUCAUCCAUACCCCCUCCCUCGCUCCCGAACGAUACAUGGAACCUCCGACCUGGCCCAUCUCUCGAUGGAGCAUCUCGGUGAAGGGUACUCCUCGCAGGGUGUCCCAUCAUACCAGGACCUCGUCACCAGUGCUCCCCGCCCCGUGCGGAGGGUGAAAUCUGAACACGGCUCCCCGGUCACAGAGAUAGCCGACAUGAAGUCGCAGCUCUCUCUGGACAUCCCCUAUCAGCAUUUUCCUGAUCAAGCCGGCAUCGUCAUGCCCAUCGUGGAUUACUCGCAACAAUCACCUGGUCUAUACUAUCCCUCCGAUAUCGAAUUUGGCUUCGAGGCGGCGAUCUCAAACGGACCAUCCAUCGACUGGUCCACUUUUGAUCUACCCUACGGAUCGGACGCAUACACUGCUACAUACAGCCAACCAGCAUCCUAUGCAAGCUAUGACUACAACACCUUUGGCCAUUCUGGUCUGGCUCGCUCAUCGUCUGGGGAUACCUCUGACGCCGAUGAUCUGCUGCCCAUUGUCGGCACCGGCUCUGAGGCUGGCAUGUACCAUCUAGGGAGCACCCCACCUUCCCACCUAGAUCUGCCCGCGCAAUUCCCCAUAUCGCAAACAUACGAACCUGCGGUGGAAUCUGUCCUUCACGCAAGCGAAAACGUCAAUGCCGCCCAGCCUGCUGCUCCUGCACCUGACGCCCCGCUUCCAGCCGAGCUAGGUCACUAUCACCAGACUCCGGGCUAUCCUGCAAGCGCAAAUCACAACUUCGUCGACGCCAACAACGCCACCAUAAUGAUGUCGCCUAGCACCUAUACCUCGGCCGGGACGAACGAGCCCCUUUGGGUCUCGACCUCGUUCCCUACCAUGAUGUCUCCCAUACCUAUCUCCGAACGACAGGCGCUGACCCCCGAUAUGUGGACCCACUGA
Arthroderma uncinatum is the source of this 1083-nucleotide messenger RNA. RefSeq names its product copper fist DNA binding domain-containing protein. NCBI's taxonomy places the organism in Eukaryota, Fungi, Ascomycota, Eurotiomycetes, Onygenales, Arthrodermataceae. The record is from RefSeq and is a predicted model, not a curated record. Bases 1 to 1083 code for a protein of 360 amino acids. The transcript is spliced from 3 exons.